CGCAUGCGCUGUGCUGGUACCAGCUGGCAGAUUUUGAAGCAAAACCUGGCACGGAAGACUGGGGCGUACCGGACGCGGGUGAUUUGAUUGACUUCGCUCCCCAGCAUUCGCCGAGAUGGGCAGACGCCGGCUCCCCGAUCUGUACCGGGCCCCGUUCCCCUUAUACACCAUCCGGACGCACCCCGAAACCGGCCUCGUCGUAACCGCCGGAGGCGGAGGAGCCUCCAAAACCGGCAUCAAGAACGCCAUGCACUUCCUGCGGCUGGAGCGCAUCUCGGGGAAGCUCAGCGCCUCGCUGCUGCAUUCGCACGACACGGACGCCAGAGCCACGAUGACCAUGGCGUUACACGGGGACACGCUGGCCGCGGGACAGGAUGCCACUUGCCAAAUUCUACGCUUCCAGAUCCGGCCCCACGGACAGAAAAUCGGCAGCCGUGAGAAAGAUGAGAGCGGCGGAGCGCGCAAGAGGAGGCCGUCUAAGAGCGGCACGGAGGAGGCGUCUAAUCUCACCAAGAACCAGACUCCGGAGAUCUCCCUUCAGACCCUUCAGGUGGUACAGACCGACUUCAGCCCCGACAACCUGCAGAAGGCUGUUUGCUUCAACCAGGAUGGUACCAAGUUACUGACGGGGGGAGUAGACGGACAUCUGCGUGUGUGGGAGUUCCCUGGAAUGAAGAAGCUGCUGGACUUUAAGGCCCACGAGGGUGAAGUCGAGGACAUCGCGGCCAGUCCCGGGAAGAAGGUGGUGACCGUGGGGCAGGAUUUUCGCUGCUCGGUGUGGGAAGGAGAUCAGCUGCUUACGGACCUUCACUGGAACGAAAAUCUGCCCAACAUCCCUGAUAAAAUGUACCGCUAUCGCGCAUGCCGGUUUGGAAGGGUGGAGGACCGGAAGGACGCUCUCUGUCUCUAUACCGUACAGAUCCCCCAUAAGAGGGAGCGGCGCCCCCCGCCGUGCUACAUCACCAAGUGGGAUGGGCAGCGGUUUCUGCCGCUCCUCACCCAGUCUUGUGGCAAGGAGGUGAUAUCGUGUCUGACUGUCAGUGACUGCGGGACGUUCCUUGGGCUUGGCACAAUAACCGGUUCGGUGGCGAUUUACAUCUCCUUCUCGCUGCAGAAACUGUACUACGUGGAGGAAGCCCACGGCAUUGUGGUGACUGACUUGGCUUUCCUCCCUGAAACCCCCCAAGGACGAGCGCUACGUGGGGACAAUGAGACGGCCCUGCUUAGUGUCGCCGUGGACAGCCGCUGCUUGCUUCAUACGGUGCCCAACAGACGUACGUUCCCGCUGUGGCUGGUGGUCCUCCUCUGCUUGGUGAUGGUAGUGUGUGUGGUCCUCUCGCUUCAGUACGCCUUCCCGGGCCUCUUAUAGACGCGCGGAACGCACUCGGAAAUCCCACGGUGGAACGGA
Messenger RNA from Spea bombifrons (plains spadefoot toad), 1408 nucleotides. It is a transcript of the gene PREB, whose product is annotated as prolactin regulatory element binding. The record is from RefSeq and is a predicted model, not a curated record. Gene Ontology annotation, biological process: protein secretion. Gene Ontology annotation, cellular component: endoplasmic reticulum membrane. NCBI's taxonomy places the organism in Eukaryota, Metazoa, Chordata, Amphibia, Anura, Pelobatidae. The transcript has 10 exons. Gene Ontology annotation, molecular function: guanyl-nucleotide exchange factor activity; GTPase activator activity; protein binding. The coding region runs from base 116 to 1369 and encodes 417 amino acids.